Fusarium falciforme is the source of this 1710-nucleotide messenger RNA. RefSeq lists its product as hypothetical. Gene Ontology annotation, molecular function: molybdenum ion binding; oxidoreductase activity; 2 iron, 2 sulfur cluster binding. The record is from RefSeq and is a predicted model, not a curated record. Bases 1 to 1710 code for a protein of 569 amino acids. NCBI's taxonomy places the organism in Eukaryota, Fungi, Ascomycota, Sordariomycetes, Hypocreales, Nectriaceae. The transcript has a single exon.
AUGUCGUUAACAUGCACCACCCCUGUUCUUUCUACCCAGAUAUCCUCUCCUUCGACCACUUUCGUGCCACUUCCUCCCAAAGACGUCGUUCUUAGCCUCAGAACAGGCAAGAUACGAAAUCUCGGAACCGCCAAGAUCCGCUCUGCCAUCAACAAGCACCCACGAGACGGAAAAAUCCUACUCACCACCUUAGGAUUCGACGGGGAUGAGCAAGCUCAUGAUACGCACGGAGGUCCAGAUAAAGCGGUUAUGCAGUACUGCUCCCGUCAUUACGAAACGUGGAAUGAGGAAGCCCCUGGCCGAGCGCAUCUAUUUCAAAUCGGAGGAUUCGGAGAAAACAUUUCGUCGGCGCACAUGAGCGAAGACAAUGUCUGCAUCGGCGACACUUUUCGCCUUGGAAACGAGGUCAUUCUCCAGGUCUCGCUACCUCGACAGCCGUGUUUCAAGCUCAACCACCGCUUUCAGUACAAAAAAGCCUCUAGUUCGUCCCAAAACAGUGGAAGAACGGGAUGGUAUUACCGCGUCAUUAAGCCUGGGCAUGUCGAAGUGGGCGACGAGUUGGAACUGGAAAAGCGUAUCAACCCAACAUGGUCGGUCUCUCGAGUCCAGCAGAUAUUAUACCAUGACACAAAGAACAGAGAAGCGCUGCUCGAGCUUUGUCAGCUUCCAGGGCUUGCAGACGAGCUUGUCCGUCUUUUUACCUCUCGACUCACAAAAGGCGUUGAAGACAUGAGUGGUCGCCUAGGCGCUGUUCCCAUGGAAUGGAGACCAUUCAAGCUUAUCGAAAAGACAAUCCUGACGCCGAGGAUCUGCAAAUUCGUAUUUGCUGAAGUGGACAAGGACCCCAACCAAGACGAUUCUCUGCCACUGUUUCCCCAUGUGCGACUCAAGUUUGGACUUGACUUUUGCUACACCCGAGCGUACUCGGUCGUGUCGGGCGACUUUGGCAAAUUUGAGCUCGGAAUAGCACGCGCAGACAAUUCUCGGGGAGGGUCUCUUUUCUUGCACCAAGAAGCCAAGGUUGGUGAUGUUUUUGAGGUGGCAAGUGGUAAAUCAUCAUCAAAACUCGACUCCGCACAAGUCCUUCGUGCAACAAAGCAUAUCUUUAUCAUUGGAGGUAUCGGCAUCACCGCUUUUGUCUUGACGAUCAAGUCGCUUUUGGAUGCAUCGGCGCCGGUGGAAAUACACUAUGCAGUACGCAGCCGUCGCGACGCCGCCUAUCUGAAUCGGCUCCCCAUCCCCUGUACAACGGUGUAUGCCAAAGACGAGGGCCGACGACUUAAUCUCGAUACCAUUAUUCCUACACGGAACGGGAGCGACUCACCCGUCAGGAUUUAUUCAUGCGGACCAAGCUCAUUGCUUAGAGAUCUGAAGAAUCGCACAACGGCGAUGGGCUACCCAAGCUCAAUCUUACACUUGGAAUCAUUCGACGGGCCUGAAGAAGGUCCCAUGGAACCAUUCGAAGCUCAACUUCAGUCAACUAAGCAAAUCUUGCCCGUGCCAGCCAAAAAGUCAUUACUGGACGUCCUGAAAGAGGCAGGCUUCGACGUCGAAUCAUCAUGCAAUGUUGGAAAUUGCGGAACAUGUAUGGUAGACCUGGUCAAAGGAGAGGUUGACCAUCGAGGAGUUGCGCUUGAUGACGAGCAGAAGAAGAGCUUCAUGCUGAGCUGUGUGAGUCGUGGAAGAGGCAGAAUCGUUAUCGACUGUUGA